ACAUGAAUGUGAUGMAGACAAACUGAUACAUGAAUCCUAAAUACAGGUGCCACAGAGACAGAAUUGUCCAAGGACCUCCAGAGCCUUCUGACUAAAGACCUGCGAUGUCUCCAGAGCACAGAGAACACCUGGCUAACUCUCGCUGUCUCAGAACCCAGUCCGCGCCAAAUUACACAUCUAAGACGGUUGUCGUCCCGUUGACUGCCCUAUGUUCAUCAGAGUGAGAUCAGUGGAGGCAGCCUAUGAGAAGCUGGCAGAUGAGACUCUGCAUGCGUUGUCUGACUACUUUGAGGAUCUGAUGGAUGGACCACUAGCAGGGCCUGAGUUUGAUGUUCUCUUCUCUGUAAGUGUUAGGUAUCCCCCUUCCUUUCCUUUCCCCUUGACAGUGAAGGUGGGUGGAGACCAUGGUACAUACGUCAUCAACAAACAGACGCCCAACAAACAGAUCUGGCUAUCGUCACCUACCAGUGAACCCAAGCGCUGUGACUGGACAGGUGGUAUGGGUCUUCACCAGCUCCUCUCUAGAGAGUUCUCAAUCAUCUACAACAUCAACCUGUACCUGAGUUGUGGUCCUGUGUCAGACAGUGUCACCAUGCGUCUGGGAAUCACCUCCAUAAUUUCGGAUAUACUCAGCACCUCCGGUAACAUCUGCCUCUGCUGGGCGGACGGCAAGGGCAAGGUAGACUCUGACUUUGACUCCUUCUCUCUCUGGCUUUGCUCUGGAGCAGGACAACACCUCCACUGA
Messenger RNA from Salvelinus sp. IW2-2015, 745 nucleotides. Lineage: Eukaryota; Metazoa; Chordata; Actinopteri; Salmoniformes; Salmonidae. The record is from RefSeq and is a predicted model, not a curated record.